CGUGCCAUGGACAAACUCGGAAUUACCAGUGAUGAGAAAAUGGAAGUGUAUAGCAUGGUAGCCGCAUGUUUGCUAAUUGGUGAAAUCAAAUUCGGUGAACGUAGCGGUCUCGACAUGAGCUAUGUGGACGGGAAAGCAGAAAUCGAUGCUGUGACCAAGCUACUAGGAGUAAAAUCUUCCCGUCUGAAUGAAGCACUCACAUCGCCAAGCAUUAAAGUUGGCGAGAAUGUGAUUCGAAAAAAUCAGAACAUGCAGAAGACGGUAUUUUCUGCAGCAGCUCUGGCUAAGGUACUGUAUGAACGCAUAUUCCGAUGGUUAUUAGACAAAUGCAAUGAAGCGAUUAGUGAAAAUACAAGCAUGAGUGAGUUGCCUUCUCAAAUUUUACUUUAUUUCUAA
Molecule: messenger RNA, 396 nt
Organism: Cylicostephanus goldi
Lineage: Eukaryota; Metazoa; Nematoda; Chromadorea; Rhabditida; Strongylidae
Source: the annotation of a GenBank genome assembly